CGUGACGAGGAGCGGCCCGCGGGCAGCCCCGCCCCGCCGCGCAGCCGCUCGUCGCGCCAUGUGGGCCUUGCGGGCCGCCGUACGUCCGCGGCUCCGGCUCUCCGCGGUAUGCCGCGGCUGCCGGGCACCAAGGGCACCCGCGCCAUCCUGCCCCGCUCGCGGUCUCUCCGCGGCCGGCCGCGGGGGCCCCGGGAAUCUAGAGGGGCCAUGGGGCCGAGGGCGGAGCCUGCGGGCGGACGGCGGCCGAAGCUGCGCGGGAGAGGACGAGGAGGAGCCGGAAGACGCGGACGAGGACGCAGAGGAGGAGCUGCUGCAGAGGGAGCCUCUGCUGCCGGCGGGGACGCAGCGCGUGUGUCUGGUCCACCCCGAUGUCAAGUGGGGCCCGGGGAAGCCGCACAUGACGCGAGCUGAGUGGCAGGUAGCAGAGGCCACGGCGCUGGUGCACACGCUGGACGGCUGGUCCGUGGUGCAGACGAUGGUCGUGUCCACCAAGAGUCCGGACCGGAAGCUCGUCUUCGGCAAAGGGAACUUGGAGCAGCUGACAGAGAGGAUCCGACGGUGUCCGGACGUCACGUGUGUCUUCCUGAAUGUGGAGAGGAUGGCCGCCCCCACCAAGAAAGAACUGGAAGCCGCCUGGGGCGUGGAGGUGUUCGACCGCUUCACCGUGGUCCUGCACAUUUUCCGCUGCAACGCGCGCACCAAGGAGGCCCGGCUGCAGGUGGCCCUGGCGGAGAUCCCGCUCCUCAGGUCGAACCUGAGAAGAGACGUCGCCCACCUUCACCGAGGAGGAUCCGGCUCCCGCUACAUCAUGGGGUCAGGAGAAUCGUUCAUGCAGCUGCAGCAGCGUCUCCUGAAAGAGAAGGAGGCCAAAAUCAGGAAGGCCCUGGACAAGCUUCGGAAGAAAAGGCACGUGCUGCGGCGGCAGCGCACGAGGCGCGAGUUCCCCGUGGUCUCCGUGGUGGGGUACACCAACUGUGGGAAGACCACGCUGAUCAAGGCGCUGACGGGAGACACCGCCCUGCAACCACGGGACCAGCUGUUUGCCACGCUGGACGUCACGGCCCACGCGGGCACGCUGCCCUCACGCCUGACCGUCCUGUACGUGGACACCAUCGGGUUCUUGUCCCAGCUGCCACACGGCCUCAUCGAGUCCUUCUCCGCCACCCUGGAAGACGUGGCCCACUCGGAUCUGAUCCUGCACGUCCGGGACGUCAGCCACCCCGAGGCGGAGCUCCAGAAGGCCAGCGUGGUGUCCACCCUGCGCGGCCUGCGGCUGCCCGCCCCGCUCCUGGACUCCAUGCUGGAGGUUCACAACAAGGUGGACCUGGUGCCCGGGUACCACCCCACGGGACCGAACGUGGUGCCCGUGUCUGCCCUGCUGGGGCACGGGCUCCAGGAGCUGAAGGCUGAGCUCGACGCGGCGGUGCUGAAGGCCACGGGGAGACAGGUCCUCACCCUCCGUGUCCGGCUGGCCGGGGCCCAGCUCAGCUGGCUACAUGAGGAGGCCACCGUCCAGCAGGUGCACGUGAUCCCCGAGGAUGGAGAGGCCGACGUCCGGGUCGUCAUCAGCCACUCGGCCUACGGCAAAUUCCGGAAGCUGUUUCCAGGAUGAGCGGACGCCCCUGGGGGCCGGGGGUGCGGUGGCAUGGCUGUGUCAGGACAGUGGGGUCCCCUCCGUCAGGCUCUGUGUCCCAGGCGCUUGCUGUGAUGACCACGGAGGCUGGUGGCAUGGUCACGGCUGCUCCGAAGCGGGCCACCCCGGAGUCCACGCCACACGAUGCCACUGGGCCCCCAGUGCCGGCCGUGAACUACUCUCCCUCAGAAUGUUCCGGCAAGCACGUGAACCUGUGUGUCUGCCUCCGUGAGCAGCAUCUGUGGCCUCUCCUGUGUCUGCUGUGAGCCGUGGCCCUGGUGGGCGGACGUGGCCCCUCCGCCCGGCUAUCUGUGUUCACAGGCGGGCCUCGUGGCCCAUGGCCGUGCUGGUUAAAUGACUAAAAACCAGCCCCCCCACCCCCACCCUCGCCCCGGCAGCCCAGAGAACCCAUCCACAAAAGCAGAGGGGAAAGAAAACAGUUCUAUUAAUGAAGACGCCUCAAACCAGACCGUGACGUCCGUGUGUCGCACAGAGAGAGUCUCACCUGCGUGAGGCCAGGCCGUAUGGACCCACCUGCCCAACGUGGCAAGACCCUGCGUGGCCAGGCUGCACACCCGUCUCCACCCACAGGAAAACAAAAAGCCUCACUUGUUUUUUUUUU
Messenger RNA from Saimiri boliviensis boliviensis (Bolivian squirrel monkey), 2255 nucleotides. RefSeq names its product GTP binding protein 6 (putative) (gene GTPBP6). Gene Ontology annotation, molecular function: GTP binding; ribosome binding. The record is from RefSeq and is a predicted model, not a curated record. Lineage: Eukaryota; Metazoa; Chordata; Mammalia; Primates; Cebidae. Gene Ontology annotation, cellular component: cytoplasm.